This is a messenger RNA of Xylona heveae TC161, 1599 nucleotides long. RefSeq names its product putative MFS multidrug transporter. NCBI's taxonomy places the organism in Eukaryota, Fungi, Ascomycota, Xylonomycetes, Xylonales, Xylonaceae. The transcript has 3 exons. Gene Ontology annotation, biological process: transmembrane transport. Gene Ontology annotation, molecular function: transmembrane transporter activity. The record is from RefSeq and is a predicted model, not a curated record. Bases 1 to 1599 code for a protein of 532 amino acids.
AUGAGCCAGGACUCUGUGCCUACCGACUUGGAGAAGGCCCCUGAGCCUCCCAAGGUCCAGCAAAAGGGUCCACUUCCCGAUGACUAUGAGUACCCCGGAACGGUGACUGUUAUCUUGGUUAUGGUGGCUCUUUACCUUGCUGUCUUCCUCGUUGCUUUGGAUCGAACCAUUAUUGCAACUGCAAUCCCUCAGAUCACUGAUCACUUCCGCUCGCUCGGUGAUGUCGGAUGGUACGGUAGUGCCUACAUGUUGACCAGCUGCUCGUUUCAAUUGCUUCUCGGUCGUGUGUACACCUUCUACUCUCCGAAAUGGGUCUUCUUGACUACCAUCAUCAUUUUCGAGAUCGGAUCUGCCGUUUGUGGAGCUGCCCCUAGCUCAACUGCUUUUAUCGUCGGUCGUGCCAUUGCCGGGCUUGGCUCAGCUGGUAUUUUCUCUGGUGCUAUCAUCAUUAUUGUCUACACUGUUCCACUGCACAAGCGACCUGUCUAUCAAGGCUUCGUCGGGGCCAUGUUCGGAAUCGCCUCGGUCGCAGGUCCCUUAAUUGGUGGUGCUUUCACGACUAAUGUCACCUGGAGAUGGUGCUUCUACAUCAACCUGCCGAUCGGUGCAGUGACCAUUGCAAUCAUCAUUUUCAUUUUGAAGCUACCUGCACCUCAAAAGGCCGGCACCCCCAUCAAGCAGCAGAUCAACCAGCUCGACCCUCUUGGCACGAUUUGCUUUCUUCCGGGCAUCAUCUGUUUGCUUUUGGCUCUCCAGUGGGGUGGCUCAACGUACGCUUGGAGUAACGGUCGUAUCAUUGCUCUCUUCGUCAUCUUCGGUGUCCUGAUCAUUUCCUUCAUCGCUAUUCAGAUCUGGCGCCAGGAGAAUGCGACCGUGCCUCCUCGCAUCAUCAAGAUGCGCAGCAUUGCGGCUGGUGUCAUUUUCGCCUUCUGCCUUGGUUCUUCUCUCAUGGUCAUGGUUUAUUUCUUGCCCAUGUGGUUCCAGGCCAUCAAGAAUGUCAGCGCCGUGAAAUCUGGUAUCAUGUCAAUUCCCAUGGUGCUUUCCUUGGUUAUUGCCAGUAUCAUUGGCGGUUUCCUCAUCAGCAAAAUCGGCUACUACACACCCUUCAUGUACAUUUCAACCGUUCUUACUUCAAUUGGAGCCGGUCUGCUCACGACCUUCACCACAACCACCGGUCAUCCCAAAUGGAUUGGCUACCAAGUCAUUUACGGUCUCGGUGCCGGCUUUGGCCAGCAACAGGCUGGUAUGGCUGCCCAGACUGUCCUCGAUCGUAAGGAUAUUGGCGUCGGCGCUUCUCUCAUGUUCUUUGGCCAGUCGCUCGGCGGUGCCCUCUUCGUCUCCAUCGGAAACAAUGUCUUCGCCAACAAGCUUAUCGACGGCCUCAAGGGCGUGCACGGACUGAAUGCCGGUGCGAUCGUUAGCACUGGUGCGACUGACAUCCGCCGUAACGUCGCCCCCGAGUACCUUCCCGUUGUCCUCAAGGCCUACAAUAAUGCUUUGAUGAAAGCAUUGGACUGCGGUCUUGCUGUCGCCUGCCUCUCCAUCAUUGGUGCUGUUCUGAUGGAGUGGAGGACCGUCAAGGGCAGAGAAAAGGCUUAG